GUGUAUUUCCGCAAACAAUAAGCGGUCCAGGUUUGCAGAUUUUUGGCAGCUUAUGCCGGCAGUGUUCAACGUAGUGUCGUGACGGGAACGAGAACCGUUCGGGUGUGUGGGGCUGGUGCACGAAUAGGGAACUUGUUUCCGAGGAAGGAGGAGUGCUUGGUUGAUUAUUUUUGCCGGUUAAAGUCUUGAUUUAUUGCGGAGCUCAAAUACUUGGAUGCAGAAUUAUAAUUGGAUUAUACUUGGGAAUACGAAUAUUGCACUGUGUCACGUUUGGCCAUGGCAAGAAACAGGAAGUUAUCCAUAACAAUCAUAACGGUGGCGCUUGCAAUCGCCUGCACAUAUGCCACAGAUGAGCAACCGAAGAAACAUCGCACGGCCCGGCUUGUACGCGAGUUUCCUCAAAACAUCGGUGGACGGUUUCAAACGAUCGAAUACCCGUCGUACAACAUACCAAAUCCUUACGGUCCCGGUACUUACGCAUUUGGGUAUGAAAUAGAAGACCCUAUCUCCGGGAAUGUGCAAUUUCGCGACGAAGAAAAGUUGCAGAACGGUACCGUCAGAGGAUCGUACGGCUACCUGCAACCGGAUGGAAGUGUGGUGAUCACACGGUUUGUGGCUGAUUUGUAUGGUUAUCGUGCCAAUACGGAGAUCAAGCGAUCUGACGGUCAACAUUUGACAACCAUUCCGGUUCAGUUACCCUUGACGGAAGGAAAUUCUAUAGAGUCGAACGUUGCAGCAGCAGCAGCGAAUUCGUACCCUUCACUGAGUGCUCCUCCGACGUACAAUCCAGCACUGAAUCCAAACUAUAUUGAUCCUCAGUACACUGCUGCAAUACUUAACAACAUCAAGAACCAACAGUACUAUCCAUCCCAAGGAUUGCUGCAGUAUCCCUAUGGUAUUCCUUCACAAACGCUGUACGAUGCACCCUCGAACGGAAAUAUAUUCACCAAUUUCCUAGGCCAAAUACCUUCGAACUUUUAUCCAUCGAACUUGUACAGUAACCUGCAAACCAAUUUUCCCGCCAUUCUGCCCCAGGAUAAUCCUUUCAAUACACUGUCAACAAAUUUCCAAAAUGGUUACCAACAGUUCACCCAAAAUAAUCCAUUCGGAAACUUCUUCAACACAGCUCAGUCACAGUUUCAGCAAUAUUACCCGCAGAACAAUCCCCUCGCUGGGUGGCUAAACCCGAAUCAGUUGCAGAAACCGUUGUAUCUUCAACAGCAACAGUAUGUUGGCAACCGUCCCGGAACUGGCGUGUACGGAGAUACGGGUCUUCCGGCCGGUGUCUACAGUGACAUGCCAUUGCCUUCGAUGGGUAUGGCCGGCAUGCUGGGAAACCGAAUACCCACAACCAAACGACGGGGUAUUACGACUACUAGGAGGAAGAAUGGCUACAAAACGCGAGAUGGCACUGAAGAUUGGUUGGAUGAUUUUCUGGAAAGCCGAAAGCGGGAAGUGAUCUACGGAAUGACCACCACGACCACCACAACGCCCACGGUGGCCACCACGACGGGACGAAGCUGAGAGGGUUGAUCGAUGGGAGAAUAUUUAUUAGAGUAUUUAUUUCGUAUUUAUUGAAUGCUGGAACGCUGGAGCGGAGUCAGUUUGGCGAUGUCAUGUCAUUAACAGUUUUCCAUGUUUUUGCUUGAGUACAUCGAGAUAAUGUGAAAUAUCGAUAAUAUUAAUCAAAUUAAGAUAAAAUUUAAUAAUAAAACCUAACUGAUAACUGAUAA
Malaya genurostris is the source of this 1733-nucleotide messenger RNA. RefSeq lists its product as uncharacterized. The transcript has 4 exons. Bases 277 to 1524 code for a protein of 415 amino acids. Gene Ontology annotation, molecular function: structural constituent of chitin-based larval cuticle. Lineage: Eukaryota; Metazoa; Arthropoda; Insecta; Diptera; Culicidae. Gene Ontology annotation, cellular component: chitin-based extracellular matrix. The record is from RefSeq and is a predicted model, not a curated record.